This is a messenger RNA of Nematostella vectensis (starlet sea anemone), 2432 nucleotides long. Its product is annotated as POTE ankyrin domain family member B3. The record is from RefSeq and is a predicted model, not a curated record. Gene Ontology annotation, molecular function: protein binding. Lineage: Eukaryota; Metazoa; Cnidaria; Anthozoa; Actiniaria; Edwardsiidae. Bases 567 to 2105 code for a protein of 512 amino acids. The transcript has a single exon.
GAUCAAAAAACCCUUUCACCAAUCAUGAGAUAAGAUUCCACAAAAUAACUAGAGAUUGCGUCUCCGUUUAAAAUCUGCCAAUCAAUUUUCGCACUGAAAAAUAAUAUUUAUUUUUCUGAAUGACUUCGAAUAAAAAGAUAUCAAGUUUCACACGCGAGAAAAAUAAAGUUUUCUUCCGGGUGAAAUUGAAUUUCUCAUUAAAUAUUCUAAAGACAGAACAGGAUAACGGAAAUGUAACUUCUUUAGCCUUAAUUAGAAAGAAGUCAUUUUGUCAUCGUUUUAAUUGCUCUGUUUUUAGUUUUUGGUUUAUUAUCGAAUGACGCGACCCUGUUAAAAUUAAAGAUAUUAACAAAGCCCCAAUCAGUGAAGCACCCUAGCAACUAAAGAGCAAUUUGAAUCCAUUAAAUAGACCGCGGUUACUUAACGGCGCUGUGUGCGGUUGAAGAAGAGGAAAAUUGACAACAGCCCAGCUGCUGCCACUGAUCGCCAUGACAACAAGGUCGUUUGACAAAUUUACAACGAGAAUAAUGGAAGACUGACUCAUCUUGGUAAAUAUUGUAGUCUCAAUGCACCUGAGUAUACAGAAUGAGCAAAAGUUUGCUUCCGUUGAUUUCGGUUUUUCAGAAACUUGUUUCUACCAAUGUUCGCGUACAGUAGUGAAGGUCUUCCUUUUGACUAAACGAACUAGAGGACAAAUGUGCGCGCUUACAUCUGCUGUGAAAAGCAAGCGCUUUCGACAAGCAAAAAUCUUAAUUGAGAUGGGUAACAUCGACGUGAACGCCAGAGAUGAGACAAAAAGGACGGCUUUGAUGGAGUUGUGUUUCCUUGAGGAAGAGAAUAAAGCGGCGAAGUUGGCUCGAAUGUUAUUGUCGCACGGCGCGCGUGUCGGGAUCAGAGACGCCGACGGAAUGACAGCCCUGAGCUAUGCCACUAAACUUGGCCGUGAACAGCUAGUAUCAGCAAUGAUGGAGGAGGUUCAUUCAUUUGAUCCAAACGCGGCAGACAAGCACGGAAAUACGGCCCUGCAUUAUGCCUCAAUGUCUGGCAACUUUGUGGUGUUGAACCUCAUAUUAAAGACUCUAAAACGGUUCAAACUCAGCGCCGACAAACCAAACAAUGCUGGGGAAACGCCAUUAAUUUGCGCUUCGAAAACAGGGAAUUUUCUUUGUGCCAGGAUUUUAGUCUCGGAAGGGAAAGCGUCAGAAAGCGCGCGUGACAGGAUUCUAUUCAAGACGGCGAGGGAAUGGGGAAGGACGAAAGAGAGUUUAAGAUCAGCUUCUAAGUCACCAUUGUUCCGAACCUUACAACUUCCUGCGAGAGAAGAUUGUCAUGAUAAUGACGAAGAUUUCCCAACUAGGCCGCGUCCACACACAGCCCCGCAGAGAGGCGAGCGAAACCACAGAGAGUUACUGAGGCUUCUCUUUAAGCUUUACGAAGGGCAUGUAUCACCAGCAUACCGGCCGGCCGCAAAACCAAAACCAGUAGAAGUCGAGCCUCCGACUUCGCCAGACACUGUGUCGGAAACGGAAUCGGAAUUUUCCGAGUUUGGAGACUUCCUUGCAGGGCUUAAUUCUCCGAGUUCGUCCGGUCGUCGGUUGAGUAUCAGUAAGGCCUCGGGUCUUGCUAGCAAUGCAAAUACAGCGUUCAGAAGACGCUCCAUAGCAACCAUGGGACUCGGUAACCCGAAUGCUGGCCGAAGACUUUCCGUAACCUCGGGGACCUCGGGUAGGCGCUCGUCGCAGUCGAUGUCCGCGCCGAAAAUCCGCCGAGGCUCAAUAAACGUGAUUGGUAAACUAAACAUGAAUCUGCAAGCGACCAAGCGAGAAUCGCUGGAAAAAGGGCCGAGAAUGCGUCGCAGCUCAGUUGAUGUGCGUAGUAAAACACCUUCGAAUAAGGAUAGUGAACUAAUUCCCCUUGACUACAAGGUUCCCGAUAACACACCAUCAACCCCGUCGGGGCCAGCAAGGAGUCGCAGUAGAACCCCCAGUAGGCCUCCAUCAUUCAGCAACCUUCACACUCUCGCAGAGGGGAGCGACGGAGAAGAAGAAGAGGAGGAGGAGGCGUUACACAGAAGCUCACCUGCAGCGCUGUACAGCCACAGAUAACGCAACUUGAAAAAUAUCGGAAAAGAAAAGCCCUCGGGGACUUAUUUCUAAAGUCUCGAACGGAGGUGGGCUCGUUAAAAAAUGUUACGUUUAGUUUUUGUAUUGGGAAGGCAAGGGGACUGACACUUUUGGCUCCCAAGGGGGGUGUAUUGGGGAGGGGAACCUACAGUAGGCUCGUUAUAGGGACUAUGUCAUGAGUUUCCGUGGACGGUUUACUCAACUAAAUUUGAGGCUCGGCUGAAGGUAGUUUCAGGAAUCCAAAGAAUAGUUGAAUAAUAGUCCAAGCGAUGCAAGCUAAUGGUCACACCAUUUGUAAAAUAAAACAAA